UUAAGGAGCUGCCUGCGCUCUGGAGAAGCACAGAGACACUGAAAUCUCCGAAAUCAGACAUGAACAAGCUCUCACUGGUCGCAGUAGCGCUGCUGGCCCUGGUGGCCCUUCACCUGGGCACGAGCGAGGCCAAAGUCUUCCAGAAGUGCGAGCUGGCCUCCAUCCUGCUGCCCGAGCUGCAGUCCAACCAGACUCAGCUCAAUCACACCGAGGCUGUGGCGCUGCUCGCCAAAGUGAUUUGCCACCUGAAUGAAACUACCCAGCUGAACAGCAGCGCUAUCACCCCAGUGAGGCCUCAGGCUCCCCCUCCACCUCCACCUCCUCCUCACCGCAGAGGCAGGAGCCUCAAGAAAGGGAACUCCCAUUCCCACAGCGCCGAGGAGCAGAAGCCUGUCCCGGCCAAAGCGCUGCUCCGCCUGGGACUCUUCCAGCUCCUCAACGUGGUCGUCUGCGAAGACGGGAUGAACUUGUGCAAGAUGAACUGCAGCAAAUUGAUUGAUGAUGAUAUCACUGACGACAUCCAGUGUGUGAAGAAGUUGUUCAUGUCUGACGAGAGUGGUGAAGAUGACUACAGACGCCAUCAUAAGCACAUUUUUGACUCACAGUGCUUUUCUUCAGACCUGUCUUCCUAUUUGUCUGCUUGCUCACUGUGAAGUGCCAGCCUCCUAACCACAGCUUACAGCUUUCACCUUUCACCUUUCACCUUUCACCUCUCCUCUGCCUUCCUAGAGAGCAGUUCUCUAACGAGCCUGUGACCAGAACAAUUGCUGGGCCAUGUGCAGAUUAGCACCUGGGCUUGGGGGAAGUGAUUUUUGCUUUCAGAUUUAAGAAAACACAUUUUUAAAUUUGUUUUUUUUUUAAUAAUUUUAAAAAUUUCAGUGUUGUGAUGGUGGUGAAGAAAGCAACAAAUGUAGAAAUGUCAAUAUUACAACAUAUUCUUCCUACAUCAAUUGAGCAGAAUCAUCAUAGGAACUGUGCAGUUGUUCCUAAAGGUAAAAGCAAAUAAUGGCAUAUGGCAUUCUAAGUUAGAAAGAAAAAUGGAAGCAAGCAAGUUUUCGAACAUAACCUAACUGGGGGGCUGGUGUUGGGACUGAAUUAACUUCUACUGUGCCUUUAUAUAUUGUAUCUUAUUCUGCUGGUUCAAACAGUUUAUUUUACUUUUGUCUACCACAUUUAUUUACUUCCUUUAAUAAAGACUCAAGUUUUAAAAAAAA
Messenger RNA from Lepisosteus oculatus (spotted gar), 1214 nucleotides. Its product is annotated as lysozyme c-1-like. The record is from RefSeq and is a predicted model, not a curated record. Gene Ontology annotation, molecular function: lysozyme activity. NCBI's taxonomy places the organism in Eukaryota, Metazoa, Chordata, Actinopteri, Semionotiformes, Lepisosteidae.